Molecule: messenger RNA, 2000 nt
Organism: Heteronotia binoei (common prickly gecko)
Lineage: Eukaryota; Metazoa; Chordata; Lepidosauria; Squamata; Gekkonidae
Gene: SLC25A21
Product: solute carrier family 25 member 21
Exons: 10
Coding region: 220-1122 (300 amino acids)
Biological process (GO): transmembrane transport
Source: RefSeq, a predicted model, not a curated record
GGAAAGAGAUCAAGCAGACAGAUUUUUCGAAGGGUAGGGCUCAAAGCAGCUUUCUCCACUUCCCUUCCUUCUUCCGCCCGGUCGCUGUGUGCGAAUUCAGGGAUGUUUCUCUUCUACUGAAGGCAUCCCCUUCCCUACACCGGCCCGACACUUUCCGUGUCAGGCACGAGGUCUGGCCCACUUUACGUUUCUUCUCAGCCUGUCUUCCCCAGCGUGAAGAUGACCCAGCCCGGACGCCCGAGAAGCUUUUGGCGCGAGUCGUCGCACCAGAUUCUUGCAGGAGGCUCGGCAGGUCUUGUAGAAAUUUGCUUGAUGCAUCCCCUCGAUGUGGUGAAAACCAGGUUCCAAAUUCAACGAGGAAAAAUGGAUCCAACUAGUUACAAGAGCUUGGGAGACAGUUUCAGGACCAUAUUCCGGACUGAAGGAUUGUUUGGUUUCUACAAAGGCAUACUCCCUCCAAUCUUGGCUGAAACACCUAAAAGAGCAGUGAAGUUUUUCACCUUUGAACAAUACAAGAAAUUACUAGGAUACUUUUCACUGUCACCAGCACUGGCAUUUGCAGUUGCUGGCUUGGGAUCUGGGCUAACUGAAGCGGUUGUAGUAAACCCUUUUGAAGUGGUCAAAGUUGGUCUACAGGCAAAUCGGGAUGCUUUUGCACAGCAACCAUCCACUUUUGGCAAAGCUCGGCAGAUUAUUCAAGCUAAUGGGUUUGGACUUGAAGGGCUCAACAAAGGGUUACCUGCCACCUUGGGACGCCAUGGAGUUUUUAAUAUGGUUUAUUUUGGAUUCUACUUCAAUGUGAAAAACAUCGUUCCUGUCAAUAAGGAUCCAGCCUUGGAGUUUCUGAGAAAAUUUGCAAUCGGACUAGUUUCAGGAACAAUAGCUUCAGUUAUUAAUAUCCCAUUUGAUGUUGCAAAAAGUAGGAUUCAGGGACCGCAGCCAGUUCCUGGAGAGAUCAAGUACAGAACCUGUUUUAAAACUAUGGAAACGGUCUAUAAAGAAGAAGGAUUUCUAGCUUUGUACAAAGGACUGGUCCCUAAGAUAAUGAGACUAGGCCCAGGUGGUGCAGUGAUGCUUCUGGUUUAUGAAUAUGCUUAUGGAUGGUUUCAAGAGCACUGGUGAUCCGAAGUGUCAUUCCUAAGGCAACAUUCUGUUUAAAGCAAUUAAUAAUUUUGAACUACGUUUAAGUAUAAACGUGGAAGCAAAUAUAAGUAAUAUGUAUAAAUGUAGUCUGGCAAUGUGCUUUGUUUUUCAGCUAUCAGGGAAGUAAAUGAAGGCUGGUGGCACCCAGCUACUGAAUCAUGAGGUCAUACUCCAGGAAUGAGCCAUUCCAUCAAAGGAAGACAAAGCUAAUAAAGGGAAAUGAAUUUUAAAAGGGCAAAAGUACAACUAAUUGAAGAAUGCUUAAUUUUUAGAUUGUUACUCUCUAAAAUACUGUGCAGAUUGAUGAUGUUACAUAGAUAAUACUAAUAACAAUAAUGAUGAUGUUAAUGAACCAUCUGCCUUUUGCUUAAUCAAUUAAUGUUGCUCUGGUCAAACCCUUUAUUUAUGUUCUAUAUUGAAAUGCUGAAGGAUGUGUAAGAUCAUUUACAAUUGAAUAAGCAAAAGUUUCAUCUCGUUGGUAAAAGAAAGGUCAUGAUUAAUAUUUACAUUUAUAGAAGGACAGAAACUUCAUAAUCAUGUUCCAAAACCUGUCUGGGAAUGAACAUUUGCUUAAAAUUGCUAAGGGCAGCAUUUGUAGGAAGCAUCAGUGGGGGCCCUCAGCAUUUGUAUUAUACCUGUUUAACUCAUGUAACAUGAGUCACAACCAAAAUAGCCUGGGGGGAGGGGAAAUAGAUGUAUGUCCUUAAUUUACCAUCCCAUGGUUUAAAAUUGUCCUGAUGAUCAGUUGACUGAUCAAUUAAUUGAUUAAUCAACACAUUAAAACUUGCAAUAAAAAAGAAAAUAGUACUUUCCUUAAUGACAUAUUAAUUAUCAUUUAUUAAAUGCACUGAAUUUUA